AUGGGAAGAGAGCUGGAGGAGCUUCGAGCGAGUUACCAGCAGGUGUGCGAGGAGAGGGACGCCUUAGAGGACCUACUACUACAGGAGCAGCUCAAGAAUGGCACUCCUGCUGACAAGCAGGUGGAGGAGGCGAGGGCGCAUGCAGCAGCGCUGGAGAUGGACCUGCAAGCCAUGGCCUCCCGCUGCGAGGAGUGGAAGCGCAGGGCGGGCGAGCGGGCGGCGGAGAUGCAUCCAGCGUUGGUGCAGGCGCUGCUGGAAGAGCGACUAGAGGAGCUCGAUGAGUCGGGCGUGCUCGCGCUGCAGGUGGAAUGCGCUCGUCUGCGGGACGAGCUGGCGAAAUCCGAGGUGCUGCGCUUCGAGCUCUAUCGCAGCCUGGAGCAGGGCGCAGUGGAGGUGGAGAGCCGAUGGGAGUCAGAGGCGUCAGGCAUGUCCCCUGCGAGACAAGGCAGCUCCAAGAGCAGAGACGCAGAGAGGCACAGCAAUGGCAGUGCGGAAGAUGCACCAGCGCGAUCAACCACCCCUGUCACGAUGGAGUGUGACGAGUCGGUGGUGCAGGAGCUACUGGAGCUGGGGCAGGCGACGCUCACACAGGAGGAUGUCACUCGCUUGACAGAGGCUGUCGAGGCAGCAGAGCGGCGGGCAGAGAAGGCGGAGAGGGAGGCGGAGCAGCGAGCAGUGCAGGUGCAGCUGCUGGAGGCGAAGAUGGCUGCCAUGCUGGUACGCGGUGAUGUGCGCCCAACAGACGAGCAAAAGCGCUCUCCCUCCCUCGUGUCCACCGCUCCCAUAUAUGCUGUGCCCAAACCUCCCCCAUUUCUUAUCCCCCUCCACCCACCCCUCCUUCCCUCUGCCUCUCUCCAGAACUCCAGUCCAACGGACGAGCACAAGCGCUCGCCCUCCCUGGUGUCCUCGUCGCCCAUCUCCUUCCGCCUCUCCCCCGUCGCCUCCUCCUCCUCGCCUGACCCCGCCUCCCUCACUCGCUCCAGCAGCGGCAGUGCCACCUCCCAGCACAGCCCGCAGCAACAGGGCCAACCUCAGCAGGAGCAGCAAGGAGGGCAGAGUCAAGAGAGCAGAAGAGGGGAAAGAGGAGCAGGAGGAGUGGAAGGAGAAUUGACAGGAGCAGCUCAGGGUUUGAAGUUAACAGGAAGAGCCGGGGCAAAAGUUGGAGUGGCGGGAGUGAGAAAGGGAGGCGUCUUGACACAUGAAGCAGUAGCCAGAAGAAGCGUUGUGGGUGUGGUUGUGGAGCAAAAAUCAAGGGCAGAGACAGGGGAGGUGCAGGAGGAGGAGGGUGAGAUAGAGGGACUGGAGGAGGAAGGGGAGGACGGGGUGGAGGAGUUGAGGCAGAUGGUGCAGAGAGUGCAGAGGCAGAACCGCAUCACCCAUGUGCUCCUCUCUGUGGUCGUGGCGGCCUCUAUUCCCCCUCUCGUGGCCUUGGUUCGGGGGUUGUUUGGUGGUUGGGGUCGGCGGUACGAGCCUAAGAGGCCGGGGGCAGGGCAGGGUCCGAAACAGGUUUCACGUGUCUCGAUUCGGAGCAAGUAG
Molecule: messenger RNA, 1536 nt
Organism: Closterium sp. Yama58-4
Lineage: Eukaryota; Viridiplantae; Streptophyta; Zygnematophyceae; Desmidiales; Closteriaceae
Source: the annotation of a GenBank genome assembly